Molecule: messenger RNA, 3036 nt
Organism: Zea mays
Lineage: Eukaryota; Viridiplantae; Streptophyta; Magnoliopsida; Poales; Poaceae
Exons: 4
Coding region: 340-2634 (764 amino acids)
Source: RefSeq, a predicted model, not a curated record
GCAACACAAUCCCCCGACCUAACGUUCACCUUCCUAUUUAUUUCGGAGCUCCGCUUCUCUCUCCUCCCGUGCAUCCGCCGCGGGCCUCCUCCAGUCCUCUUCCUCACCCCGACGACUCCGCCUCAAAUCCAAUCCCACUCCCACCUAGCGGUCCGGCUGGCCUCGCCUCCUCCUCCUCGCUUCUCUCAGCCUCAGGACGACGCCUGCCUAGGCUUCCACCGCUGAUCUGACCCCGAAACCUCGUUCCCUUGUCCGCUUCCUGCCGUCUCAGUCGUCGAUACUUGUCCCCCAAAACCCCGGGCUCCGGCCGAUCUCUGCGCGUUGACCGGGGCGCCGCUGAUGGUGGCGAGGAUGAUGCGGUGGCCGCGGCCGCCGGCGGCGCGCAAGUUCCGCGUGCGGCUGUUGGUGCGGCGUGCGGAGGGGCUCCCGCCUCCUUCACCUUCGCCUUCGCCGUCGCCCUCGCCCGCGACAGCGGCCUCGCCGGAGCGCGAGCCGCCGGGCGCCGCGCAGCCCAGGGCCGCCGUCGCCGCGGAGGUGAGGUGGAAGGGGCCCAGGGCCUCCGCGCUCGGCUCGCUGCGGCGUGCCGCGGUCAGGCGCAACCGCACACGGGAGGACGCCGGCGCGGCGUGGGAGGAGGAGUUCGAGAGCGUCGUCACCCUCGCGGCCGCGUCGCAGCGGGAGGGCGCCGCGUUCCACCCAUGGGAGCUCGCCUUCUGCGUCUUCAGCGAUAUUAACAAAGGCCCAAAGAACAAACCAUCAAUUCUGGGAACUGCUUCUCUCAAUCUAGCAGAUUAUGCAUUGACGGCUGGAGAGACAAUUGAGAUAAUUCUUCCGUUGUCUAUACCUGGUGGUGCACCUGAACGAGCCUCAUCCCUUCAUCUCACUCUGAGUAUGGUUGAAUUAAGAGCUUUUCAAGAAACAUCUGAUGCAUCACAGCGAUCUGCUGCAACCUUGCCAUUGUCCCCAUCAUCUGGCGAUUCUUUUCCUGGAGGAAAAGAUGAGGUUUCGGUUAUUAAAGCAGGGUUGAGGAAGGUAAAAAUUCUCACAGAUCUGGUGUCGACACGAAGGCCUAAGAAGACUUGCCAGGCAGGUGGCGAAGAUAAGUUUUGUGUUAACAGUGAUGGUGCUGAAUAUCCAUGUGAUACUGAGUCUCUUGAUGACGAUCUAGAUGACAGAGUAGAGGAAGAUGAAUUUGGAGAUUCAACUAUCAGGAAGUCUUUCAGUUAUGGGUCUCUGCAAUCUGUCAACUAUGUUGGUGGCCUAGUUUAUGCCCAUGCAAAGAUUGAUGGGGAGCAUGAGGACUGGAUAUAUUAUAGUAACCGAAAAACUGAUGUCGGUUUCCAAGUAGAGAAAGUAUUGCCAUCAACCACAGAGAAUGGGUUGCUAACUGCUAAGCGCAGUAUACUUCCUUGGAGAAAGAGGAAACUGAGUUUACGGUCGCUGAAGGCUAAAGGUGAACCUCUGUUGAAAAAGGCAUAUGGGGAAGAGGGAGGUGAUGAUAUUGACAAUGAUCGACGCUUGCUAACAUCAUCUGAUGAAUCUGUUUCAGAGGGAUCAAGAGGAGAUGGAUCAGCAAAUACUAUGGUGUCAGAAUUUGGUGAUGACAAUUUUGUCAUUGGAAAUUGGGAGUUGAAGGAGAUAAUUAGCCGCGAUGGCCGUAUGAAGCUUUCAUCCCAGAUGUUCUUUGCAUCAAUAGACCAGAGAAGUGAGCGAGCAGCUGGGGAGAGUGCAUGUACAGCACUUGUGGCUGUUAUUGCAGACUGGUUCCAAGCAAAUCAGAAUAUCAUGCCUAUCCAGUCACAGUUUGACAGCCUUAUCCGUGAAGGAUCACUAGAGUGGAGAAACCUUUGUGAGAAUGAGACGUAUAGAGAGCGUUUUCCUGACAAGCACUUUGAUCUUGAAACUGUCCUUCAUGCCAAGAUUCGCCCGCUGACAGUUUCCCCCAGCAAAUCUUUUAUCGGAUUCUUCCAGCCCGAAGGCGAUGAUGACAUGAGUGGUUUUGACUUCCUUAAUGGUGCCAUGUCAUUUGACAACAUCUGGGAUGAGAUUGCCCAGGCGGCAGAGUUCUCAUCCAGUGAUAGCCCUAACUUAUACAUAGUAAGUUGGAAUGACCACUUUUUUCUACUCAAGGUUGAGCAUGAUGCAUAUUACAUUAUCGAUACCCUUGGAGAAAGGCUCCAUGAAGGGUGCAGCCAGGCAUACAUUUUGAAGUUCGACAAGAAUACGACAAUUCACAAGGUACCUGGGGAAAAGAAAUCUUGUAGCCCCGACUCAAGUGGACCAAUGAAGGAUUCUUCAGGUUCUGAGAGCUCUACGACUGACCAGGACAGUGGGAAUGAUACUGAAGAGGAGGUGCUUGUGUCGAAGGGCAAAGAAUCAUGUAAAGAGUACAUCAAGAGUUUCUUGGCAGCCAUACCAAUCCGGGAACUACAGGCGGACAUCAAGAAAGGACUGAUGGCAUCAACCCCAUUGCACCACCGCCUCCAGAUUGAGUUCCAGUACACCCAGUCGUCCCCAAAAGAGACUGCAUCAGCCACUCAGCUUCUUACCAUGGAGGCCCCCUUUGAGUUCUCAUGGCCUGAGGCACCGCCAACAAUGGAAGUCACACUAACAUCUGCCGUCUCUGUUGUGUAGCUUGUCACCCUGGUGGCGAAGAACCCAAAGACAUGAGACAACGGCCUGCCCUGAUGUUCGGCAUGGAGAACCCUUUUUUCCUUGGUUCCCUGCAUGGAGGGGGAGCCUAGAUGAAGAUUUUGGUUCUUCUGUUUGUACUAAUUUGUUUAAUAUGAACUGACUACUACGGGUUAUUCCUCCUGGGCGUAGGAGCGUUCUACCUGCUUUUUUUUAGAGGUAUCUUCCCUCACCUGCUCGCUUGUAAUCUUUUGGAACCCUGUAUGACUAAUCGAGGAGGAAUUCCCCUUUGUUAUAAUGAACUAGAUGCCGGCUUAUCUGUAGAUGUAACAUGAUAAUAUGGUGCCAACAAGCAAGAAGCUACGAGUUAUGAAUCUGCUAGUUACAAGCAGCAUAUGUUUCUCA